AUGUUAUCAAGACCUACUCCUCCUCUUCUCACAAUAAAAACGACAUCUCUUGUGCCUCCCACAAACCUCAUAGCCGUUUCUACAAACACAUAUAGUUCCGGUACUGGUACGCAAUCAUCAAGUUCAGAAUCCGCAACGACGUUAUCGGCUAUUUCAGCAGUUGCUAAAUCGGCACUCCCGAUUUCGAGAGCGGGAUUGUCGAGGAAGAUGUCGGGAUUGUCGACUAUGGGGAAGGGAGAGGCGAAGGAAUUUGAUUAUAUUGUUAUUGGGGGUGGAAGUGGUGGAAGUGGGACGGCGAGGAGAGCGGCGGGACCCAAGGAAAAAGGGGGGUGGGGGAAGAAGGUUCUGCUUGUGGAGGAGGGGAAAAGUGGUGGGACUUGUGUUAAUGUUGGCUGCAUCCCCAAAAAACACACUUGGAAUUUCUCUUCCAUGGCUGAAGCCCUCCGUGCUAGCCAACACUACGGCUAUGAAACUCCUUCCAACAUUCCCUUCAACUACGCCGCUUUCAAAGCCAAACGCGAUGCCAAGAUCGCUAAUUUAAACCGUGGUUACGAAACUAACUGGGCACGCGAGGGAAUAACUCUCGUUCGUGGAACCGCCAAAUUUGUCGCUUCGAAAACCAUUAGUGUGGAGUUGGAAGAUGGAAGUGGUGUUGAAACAUUCAAAUCCGAACAUAUCUGUGUAGCUACUGGCGGCAAACCCAUUGUACCGAAGAUUCCCGGCGCCCAUUUUGGUAUCACUAGUGAUGGAUUCUUUGGACUUGAAGAAUUGCCCAAGAAAAUUGCGGUGGUGGGAGCAGGAUACAUAGCAGUUGAGAUGGCGGGAAUGUUGAAUGCUAUCGGAGGCAUUGAAGUCCAUAUGUUUAUACGCGGAGAGAAGAUUUUACGGAAAUUUGAUCCUAUGGUUUCGGAGACGAUGACGAGGACGUAUGAGGAAGCGGGGGUUAUCAUUCAUAGGGGAUAUAAGGGGUUUGCGAGAGUGGAGAUGUGGAGUGGGAAAAAGAAGAGUGAGGAGAAAGUGUUGAACUUGAGAUGGGACGGGGAUGAUGGGAAUGGGUUGGUGGUUAAUGAGGUACUUUGGGCGGUGGGGAGAAGUCCAGAGACGGAGGGAUUAGAUUUAGGGGCUGUGGGGGUACUGACAGAUGAGAAGGGGUACAUUCGGGUAGAUGGAUUCCAGAACACAAAUGUGGAGGGAAUUUACGGUCUGGGAGAUGUGACGGGUCAGAUGGAACUCACACCUGUUGCUAUAGCAGCCGGUCGACAGCUUUCCAACCGUCUUUUCGGUCCAUCCCAAUUUUCCCAAUCCGCACUCUCCUAUUCUCUCAUCCCAACCGUCAUCUUUGCGCACCCUGAAGUCGGUACUAUCGGUCUUACAGAACCUGAAGCCUUCCAAAAAUACGGGGCUGGCAAUCUCAAAAUUUAUCACACAAAGUUCGCAGCUAUGUUUUAUGAUUUCUUUCCGCCAGAAGAGAAGAAAGGUAUACCAACUGAGUUUAAAAUUAUUUGUGAGGGUGAGGAAGAGAGAAUUGUGGGAUUGCAUUUGAUAGGACUUGGAGUUGGAGAGAUGUUACAGGGAUUCGCGGUGGCAGUCAAGAUGGGGGCUAGGAAGAGAGAUUUCGAUGCUUGUGUGGCCAUUCAUCCAACAAGUGCGGAGGAGAUUGUUACAAUGAAAUAG
Messenger RNA from Botrytis byssoidea, 1674 nucleotides. RefSeq lists its product as uncharacterized. The coding region runs from base 1 to 1674 and encodes 557 amino acids. Gene Ontology annotation, molecular function: flavin adenine dinucleotide binding; glutathione-disulfide reductase (NADPH) activity; NADP binding. Gene Ontology annotation, biological process: glutathione metabolic process; cell redox homeostasis; cellular response to oxidative stress. The transcript is spliced from 3 exons. NCBI's taxonomy places the organism in Eukaryota, Fungi, Ascomycota, Leotiomycetes, Helotiales, Sclerotiniaceae. Gene Ontology annotation, cellular component: mitochondrion; cytosol. The record is from RefSeq and is a predicted model, not a curated record.